UGGGCGUAGACUUCCGGGAUAAGUUGCAAGGUAGCUUGUUAGCUAAACAAAAUAUUCCAGUGCGGCGGUGAAUUAAUUUAGUUAUUUACUUCAUUUAAGACUCGCAUGAGUCGUUUAUUCUAACAUAAACCAGACUGUGUAAUAUAUAUAUAUAUAUAUAUAUAUAUAUAUAUAUAUAUAUAUAUAUAUAUAUAUAUAUAUAUAUAUAUAUAUAUAUCUAUCUCAGAAUGUCGUGUCCUGCGAGUCAACCUGCAGUGGAUUUGAACCCAGCAGUGCUCCCUCUGGACUGGCUCUUGGGGACCUGGGAAUCGGACGAGCCCGGUCAAGGUUCCUUCCCCACCAUCACUCCUUUCCACUACAAUGAGACGCUGUAUUUCACUCACGUGGGACAACCAGUCAUCAACUUCAUGUUUAACUCUUUCCAUGCUGAGAGUAAAAAGCCACUUCACAGAGAGAGCGGUUUCAUCCGGAUUCAGCCAGGCACCAACAACGUGGCCUUCAUCGUCGCUCAGAACUCGGGACUAGUAGAGAUUGAGGAAGGUGAGCUAGAUGGACAGAAACUCGCUCUGCAGAGCCGAGCUUUGGCCAGGACGUCUUUCGCCAAGCAGCCGUACGUCCAGCAGAUCUCCAGGGUCUUUCAGUUAAGAUCAGACGGGAGACUGGAGCAGACGGUGUUCAUGGCUCUGGAGAACCAACCCCUGACCCAGCACUUACACAUCACCUACCGCCGAACUUCCUGUUCUCUGAAGAGCCAAUAAUAAACAACCUGAGCACACACACACACACACACACAGACAUCCAAGCGACAGACAACCAUUCAUCUUCUACAUAUGUGUACCAAUUAGUUAGCUUUAGAAGCUAUAUAUAUAUGUGUGAGAGUCAGAAAUGUAGUACUGAAUUACAGCUUUAAUAAGUCCAGUGGAAGUAGACAUAGAUCUAUAAAAAGGGUGCUUUGGUGAAAUUUACACAAUGCCUCAUUAAAUGUAAAAAAGUGUGUUUCCUUCCUACCUCGUUCCUUUGCACUAGCUACGGAGUAAUGGAGGUCUAUCUCACCCAAAAUCUCACUGAUGUGGAACUUACAGUCAUCUCUAAGCAUGAACAAGACACAAGAACAUUAUGGAGGCAACCAUCUUAGACAAACAGAGGAACAUGGGUUGGUAUGACUCCAUGCCUUAGGCCCCACCUCCCAAACUUUGUUAGUGGAAUUGAAGCAGGAAGUGAUGAGUGAUACUCAAAUUACUUAAAUUGUUGCUAUUUUAUAAAACCAGUUGUGUGUGUGUGUGUAUAUAUUUACUUUUUUUUUUUCUUUCUUUUUUUUUUGCCUGAGAUGAAUGUCCUUUAAUUGUUUUAUGUUGACAAACCUUCAUUUUUACAUUAUACAUGAAGAAGGGAAUUUUAUGUGUGGUUUAUGUUUGAAAAAUAUCAUAUUUACUGUUCAUUUGGGUUUCUGUAGGAAUCAGUCACAAACCAGCACAAUCUAGUAAUCGAAAUGUGUAAAUCUAAUUUAAUAAUUUAAAAAAAAAUUCACGUGAACGUAACAGAAUGGCAAACAGGGUUCAGAUAUUGCUAUUUGAAUUCCAUUCAUUUAUUUUAAUAUAAAUUUUGAUUCUAGGUUAUUGUUCGUUUAUCCAAAUUAAUGAAUACAGGCUUACAAUAGAAAAAGUGCACUUAACAUGUUAAGUCUGACUGCUGAAAUAUAUUAUUGCUGUAUAAUUAGAUGUGUGUUUGGUUUGUAUAGAAACCCAGACCUCGUUCAAAUCUCAUUUCUUAUACUCAUAACUUAUUUCAAGAUAUUAUGAAAUAAUAUACUUUGACUUGAUAUCCUUUCUCGAUAUUAAUCUAGCAUGUCAUAACAACUACUGCAUGAUUAUGGAUUCAUUUAUAAUUAAAACAUCAAAUUAUUUCGAAUUUGCAUUCGUUGACAUAUUUAAACAAGUACGUUGAAUUCAAACGGUCAAAAUAAACCCUUAAUAAGUUCGAUUACUCAAAAUAAUGCGAUUAAAUGCUUCGAAAAACGAGUUCAGGGCUUCUGGAGGUUUUAGGGUUUGUGGUUUUCUAACUGAAACGUUCAAAAUCUAUACAUGUAGCAGCUUUCCUUUAUUUUUGUCAACAUUGCUGUACUUUGUUAGUAUUAUAAGCUACUGUGUGAGGAAUGAUGUAAUCUAUUGUAAUAUUAAACAGGGUGAACGGUUUAAUAAUAAACCAUUAAAAGCAAUAAAAACA
Molecule: messenger RNA, 2223 nt
Organism: Ictalurus punctatus (channel catfish)
Lineage: Eukaryota; Metazoa; Chordata; Actinopteri; Siluriformes; Ictaluridae
Gene: thap4
Product: THAP domain containing 4
Exons: 5
Coding region: 228-758 (176 amino acids)
Source: RefSeq, a predicted model, not a curated record